Messenger RNA from Jatropha curcas, 1940 nucleotides. RefSeq lists its product as uncharacterized. NCBI's taxonomy places the organism in Eukaryota, Viridiplantae, Streptophyta, Magnoliopsida, Malpighiales, Euphorbiaceae. The record is from RefSeq and is a predicted model, not a curated record. Gene Ontology annotation, cellular component: SAGA complex.
CAAUAAAAGCGGUUUCGCAAGCAAACACACGCACACACAACAACGUAUUCGCGGCGAAAACCCAUCCUACCAUUUUUAGCUUCUUCAAUUUGCCUGCCACCUCUUCUUCUCUCCUCGCGCAGAGGGGAGAGAAGAAGAAUAACAACAACAACAACAAGAAGAAAAACCCCUGAAAACUCUGUCAAUGGUAAAUUCUCUCUACCGCUAGGGUUUCUAUUCUCUCCAUUGCCACAUUACCUGUCCUCUCGUCAACCUCUUCUUUAUACGCGCAUUGCACCGAGAUCGACAAUCUUAUUAAUGCUGUUGGAGUUCGCUGAUUUGUCUUUGUUUCAGAGGAUUACCUCUUGGGUAACUUUAGUAGAUUUUUUCUUUGUAUAGAUUCAAGUGUACAGAUAAAAGGUAUUUGUUAAUUAAUGGUGUGCUCAGUGGGAAGUGGGAGAAUGGCGGUCAUGGCAAGGCUUCUAGCUGCUGGAAGUUUAUCGCAAACCAUUGGAGAUGAAAUUGGCCAACAGAAAUUAUCUGCUCAAUGCAUUUUCAGAGAAUUACAUGAGGCAGAUGAAGCAAAUUUGCUCAAUGAAGAAGAUAUGCAUGUAUUUGGUUUGAGACCUAUGGCUGAUCCUCUGGACCUGGUAUGUUGCAAUGCUUGCAAGAAACCAGUGAAGACCAGCCAGUAUGCGGCUCAUACAGAACUUUGUAGGUCCUUAAAUUCUGCAGAAGAAACAAUCUUGAAGCGUGAUGGUGGUAGUACAGGGCAUAGGAAACCUCCAAGGAAGGAGAGGAAAAAAUCAUUAACUUCUUAUAUUAAUCAAGCUACACCAGUCACAGAGCAAGAAAGACCUGUAUCUACAAAUGCAGAUGAUGUGGCUGCAUCUGAAUCUCAUUUGAAAGUGCAACCUGGAAAUCUGUCUUGCUUCUCCAUGCAUACAAAGAGAAAUCUCACAUGUGUAGAUGUGGCAUCUAUUAUGGAUGGUAAAGGAGUGAGUCCUGAAAAUACAGAUCACUCGGCCUGUGUAAUGCCACCUCCAACAAAACGUUCUAAACUCAUAUCAAGUCAGCACCUAUCAUUAUCAAAUCAUCCAGAAGCAGUUUCUGGCCUAACAAAAAUUACAAGCUCUCAGGAUACUUUUACCUGUAGGGAUUUUCACUUGCAGUCAACUUCGGGGAGUGACAUGCCAAAUGAUUGUAUUGUCUCUAAGUUCCCUGCGCGAGCUCAUGAGCAUUGCCUGCUUUCAAAAGAUAUUCCAGUUCCCCUUGCUACAAAAAUUUAUUACUCUCAGAGGAAUAAUCGCCUUCGGUUGGCAAUUGCUCAUAUGUACCAUGAAGCAUCAGCUAAGGGACGAUUCAGUAAUGUCAUGAGUCCAGAAGUAUCAGAGGAAACCAUAAUUCAAUUACCGGCUUCAUCUGAUAGAGGUUGUUCACGUAAGCAAGUUGAUGACUUGUACAAGAAGAGGGAAACUUCCAUAUGUAAACCCGAUCAAAUUCUUGCUCAAAGUUCAGAAGUAUGCCUGGAUACAUCCGCUAACUUCUCACAUCAGUUUCCUGUUGAUAACAUUCCAAGGCCUCAGACUGCUCCUAUUGGACUGCUCAGGAACAAAUAUCUUUCACAGCCUUAUUCUUUUGCAGGGAAUUCAGUGCCUGAACUGAAAACAUUCUGUUUGUCUGGGUGCUGACAAAAUGUAAUGUACAGCCCACCAAAGGACAAUCGCUAGGAAACAUGCAACAACCAAGUGGAAGCGUUCCUGUUUUAUAGGAGGCCUCCUAAUGGAUUUUUGGCUAGGCGAAAGUGUAUUUAAUACAGUACAUGAGGUUAGGAUCUAUUUUUGAAACAAAAAGAAAAAGGCAAAUUACCAUAAUUGUUCAUUCUAACCUUCUGUAUCUUGCUCAAAUUAUGACUCUGUUUAUACUUGAAGAAAUUAAAAAAAAAAAAAAAAAAAAAAAAA